This is a messenger RNA of Cladophialophora yegresii CBS 114405, 750 nucleotides long. RefSeq lists its product as uncharacterized. Lineage: Eukaryota; Fungi; Ascomycota; Eurotiomycetes; Chaetothyriales; Herpotrichiellaceae. The record is from RefSeq and is a predicted model, not a curated record. The transcript is spliced from 2 exons. The coding region runs from base 1 to 750 and encodes 249 amino acids.
AUGAAGUACUCGAUACUACUCGCCUCAAUGGCCACUACUUUGAUCGCUGCACCCGUGCAAUCCACGUGGACGCCCGCGUUAGCUGGCUAUUACGACGUCGUUUUCCAAUACAUCCAAAAAGCCAAGGCGGAGGGACGAGCAGCAUCGUCGACAUGCGAUCUCUCGAGAGCUGUCAUGCCAGUCGCACCGACACCACUCCCGUUCCCUCCAGGGAUGGUACUUGAACACGUCGCCCUUGGCAGGGGUGUCCAGAACUAUACAUGUCCCAAUGCCACAGCAACCCCCGCCGCCGCCGGUGCCGUUGCCAAAUUCUACAACGUCUCAUGCAUCGCCGCCGACUGGCCAGAUCUACUCGCGCCCAUCUCGAAUCUUGCGCUGGAAAACUCUCGUCCUGCCGAACCCGCGUUAGUCCUGGAGCCAUCAAAUCUCCAGCUGUCAGCACACCACUUCUUCUCCAAUACCACCACGCCAGUUUUCGCCUUCGACGCCACCACUUCACCCGACCUGGGUACGAUCUUCUCAGCAAAGGGCAACUCCUCCGACGCACCCGCAACAGCCCUCGCAGGUGUCGAUGGUUCUGGCAACGGCGCUGUGCCUUGGCUUUACCUUACUACUCGACCAACCACCACAGGUGCUACCAAGGCUGUCUACCGGUUAAACACGGCCGGCGGACAACCACCCGAGACCUGCGCAGACAUGCCUGCGACAUUCAGCGUGGAAUACUCUGCCGUCUACUGGUUCUGGAAGUGA